Xyrauchen texanus (razorback sucker) is the source of this 9246-nucleotide messenger RNA. RefSeq names its product cilia and flagella associated protein 54 (gene cfap54). The coding region runs from base 1 to 9075 and encodes 3024 amino acids. The transcript has 69 exons. NCBI's taxonomy places the organism in Eukaryota, Metazoa, Chordata, Actinopteri, Cypriniformes, Catostomidae. The record is from RefSeq and is a predicted model, not a curated record. Gene Ontology annotation, biological process: cilium assembly.
AUGGACUCCGCACCAGCAUCCUAUUACGGGCCCCUGGAUAAAUGCAACCCUGUACUAUCAGCCUUUAAAAGUGACCUAAAAGAGUUUAAAGGGCAUAUAAAGAAACUGUCAGGGUCGCCAAACUUUGACCACCGAUUAUAUUCUAGAGGGUCUAUAAAACUGUUUGAAACAUGGAACAAAUAUAAAUCUCGCCUUCCUCACGCGUAUUAUGAAGAGAACCUGUUACAAACAGCAGAUUUCCUCCUUGACAACAAGUUUUACAGACUUGCUCUCUGGCAAGGGUACAGAUUCUUUCUGCAGCAGCUUUGCACUGUAAACCUGGAAAGCAUAAAAGAUGCGGAGCAUUUCAAACAGUCCUUCUUCCCAGAUGGCUUUGAUACACAGAGGGCACAACUUACGUUCCGUGCUCUGCAGGGAGAAUACCAGUGCAUCUUCUAUUUGGAGAGAGAGAGAUGUGCACCGCCAGAUCACUGUGGGGUGCAACGGCUCUUGAGCAUCCUGGGAUUUGUGCGCAUUCUGAUGCAGGCUGUUCUGCCACAUGAAAGUCUGUGCUGGAUACUCUAUAAUGGUUCCUUACACAUGUACAACAUAUGCAGAUUGUUGAUGUCUGUGGGUCAAGCUUCACAGAUUGUAGAGUUUUUACUCUGGGCAUGCACAUGCCUAGAGACCUCUGUUCCUCUGCUGACUUCCAGCUUCCUGCCAUGGAGGGCCACACUAUACUGUGCUGUGUGUCAGUGCUAUUUUUACAAUCAGGCUUCAGUUCAGGCAGAGGUGUUUGCGCGACGAGCUCUUGGCAAGAUCAGUGAAUUAGCCAAGCUGGAGGAGAUGACUGGUGCCCAAAUGUCAUUUGAGACCCAACAAGCUUUUAAAGAGGCCACUAUAAAACUUGCAGUCAUGGUGUUUAAGCGCUCAGUGUAUGAGCCACGCAGGAAACCUAAAGGACUCUUUAGGCCCAAACAGAAGAUCAGUUUAAGAGAAUUACAACAAACUCCAUGGCCUCGCUCGCCCACUGAGCGUAUCCUGAUGGAGAUGUUUGAAGGUAAUGCUGCUCAGUUCCUGGCUGUCCUGGAAGCUCUUCAAGACAGCUCUGUCAGGCCACUGCACACUGGUAUGCCUGAAGAAUCAGAGGUCCAGGAAGUGGUGCUGGAACUCAUUUCAGCUGGCAUUAGCUUACUGUCUGGGAUUGGUGGUUCAGAACAUAUCUUUGAUGCAAGUUUACCUACCUCUGUGAAUGCAGUCACCCCUACUUCCACUCUCUUUAAGAUGGCUGUAGAUGGGAAGAGUAAGAUCUCAGUAGAUGCUGUGGUGAAGUUUGUGAAGCAGCUCUUCAGAUAUGAACAGUGGAAUUUGUUUUGCUCGCUGUCUACUGCCCUUACAUCAAUAGUAGCUAACAUGGAGGGUCGUCUGUUCAGGAAAUUCGAGCUGGAACUGAUGCUUUUGGAGGGUGUGGAGCAUGUGAUGUCCACUCAAAGAGGAAAAUGCAUCAUAAAAGACACUACUUUUGAUGAUAAAGAUAAGAAUAUCGGGCCAGCAAGCAUGACAGAAGAAUUCUUCAAUCUUAUUCAUACACUUCAUGCAUGUGUUUGCAAGGCAGACAAGGAUGUCCAGCCUGAUGCCGACUUGGUCCUGGACAUCGUGUUGUUCUUUUGGGCAAAAUGCAAAAGCGUCUUUCAAAGAGCACAGACGAGGCACUAUGACCCUGUGCGCUACCUGGGAAAGAUGGAAAACCAAGACCAGUGGUUGGAGACCCUGCUGUUGCUGUGUGAAGUGGCCCAUGUGUAUCAGCUGGCUGAAAUAGACCUCAUAUCCGUGGCUGAAAUGACUCUAAGGCUGGCUAUGGUGCUGGAAAGCAGCGCAGAUGCCCCACCACAGUUGGGCAGAAAAACAGCCACCACAGAAGACAGCAGUGAAGAGUCCACCCCUGUUGGAAAAACUGCAAGUCCAAUUUAUAUGAGGUCCAAAACAGAGCAGCUGCAGACUGCACUGGAUUUGUUGGAAUGUUGCAUAGAGUCUGUGUCUAGGAGCAGAACCAAGUCAACCUAUGGGAGCUCUGCUGUCUUUGACGAGGUAUUCAUGCAGAAGUUUGACACCAAGAGUUCCACAGGGGGCAAAGUUCCAGAAGACAACAGUACCCCUGACCUUACUGGGCUUUCCGUAGAUUUACACCUGGAGCUGCUAGUCUUCCAUCAUAGACUCUUCCUCAAGCUAUCUGACUCCUGGACAGAUGAGCUGAGUUUGAUGGAGGGUAAGAAAACUGUGACACACACAAGUCAAGCACAGGCCUCAGAAACAUACAGACCCACAGGAGAGUCCGUGUUGCUUGAAAAAAUCAAGAAGAACAAGAUCUCUAAAGUUGUUUACCUGGCACAGAAGGCCUUACUUACAUUCAGGAAGGACCAGACUAACAGAGAGACCAAGAAAAUGCUUGAGGAGGCCAUAACUUUGAUGGAGAAAGCAGAGCUGGAAGAGAGGAAACUGUUUAUGUCUCCUGCAGAAAGCAGUUCAGGAGAAAUGGAGAGGAGACAGCCUCCACCAGCCCCAGUACUCAUCUCACGCUCAAGUCACUCCAUGACCUUCACACCAGCACUGUACGGCCUGGAGAAGGAGGUUUGUUGGUACUGUAUUUAUGGAAAAGAGGCUGAGGGGGCCAAUCUGAAAGUGCGAAUUAAAGAUUGCCAACUGAGUGGCACUGGAGAUAUGGUUCCUGCCAGAGGCGAACGCUUACUUUGUGUAAGCGGUUUGGAGCCCAAUAAGAAGUACAUUUUUGCAGUGGCUGCAUUUGAUGCUCAGGGUAAAAUGAUGUGCAGCGCUGUUGGAGAGACCACCAGGCCUUUGCUGGCUUCCCUACCUCAACCACUGCUUACAACCUGGGCCCACAUAGCUCAGGUGGCUUAUCAGGUAGGACUUCUCACCCUUUCCAAGAGAGCUUGUAAAGAACUUUGGAGCCACUUUACGCUUCCAUCAAAAUCCAAUCCUGAGGAUCCGGAGCCAGAACGAGGAUCCUGUCUUGAAGGGCUGGCUCAGACAAGGCUUCGCCCGGAGACCCUAAAGCUUUCCUCUCCUGUUCUACAGCAGCUUUUUAUCUCCACCAUCUUUAUUCAGACAGAUAUCCACAUUCAGGAGGGGGCGCUAUUCUGUGACACACUUUCUGAUGGAGGGCCUUUGAUCUGGGGCCAGGAGGCCAGGCUUGCCGAGUGUGAACGGAUGUUGGUAGCCAUAGAUCUUGCUUUGCACCUCAAUGACAGCAGUGACAUUUUGCAGGCUGUAUCGAGCUGUUAUGGCCUUCUGGCUCCAUUAAUCUACAAUCAGAUCCCUUCAGAACCUGUCAUAGAGGUGCUGCUGAAGUGCUUUACUGUGCUGCUGGAGAUCAUAAGAGUGCUCAAGCAGAAAUGGGCUGCUAAUGCCCCAGAGUCCCUGCAGCACAUGGUCGCCUGUAUUACACAUUAUUUAGCCAAGAGCUUGCGUUUCACUCAUGAGAUUUGUAUGGCAUCAUCUGUGAUUGAGUUGGGAAAGAAUCUACUUCAGGAGAUUGCUGAGCCCUCACAGCAGCCCCUCAAAAAACCACCUUCAGUGGAACAGGAAAGGAAGAAGGCAGCUUCCACCUAUGAUAUGGAGCGAAGUGAACAGCUAAAGGCUUUAGAUGCCACUGUCAUAAAAAAUAUGCGAACAUUUGGAAACUAUGAUGUCACUUCCUGUAAAAAAACAGCGUCUCGUGGCCAUGAGCUCACUGGACAGGAAGACCCUGUCGUACUCUACAUGGUGAUUGAAAAUAGUCCCCUCCAGAAAGCCUUCCAAGAAGUGAUGAAGUUCAAACAGAAGUCUUGUGUUCUGGAGUUUGUUGAGCGUUUGCUCCAAAAAGCUCUACAAGAAGAUCAGCUGGAUUUAGUGCUGCAGUGGGAGCAGAAUAUCUUGAACUUGCUCAGCAGACGUGAUGAGACUCUAUCCGGGCUAAAGAAUAACACGGUUCUACCAAUGGAAGAGUUUAAAGAGUUCACAGCCUCUGUGAUAGAGUACGACAUAAAAAAACAAAAAGGUAGCACAAAGUUGCUACAGAAGAAACUACUGAUUGCUUUCAAGAGCCAAAAGUCUGAAAGAGAGGUGAAAGCUGUGGAUACUCUGCUAAAUCAACUGGCUGCUUUUAUCAGAAGGCAUCGGCACAAUUGGAAGCUGAGGGAGAUGCGCUCAAAGGAUUCACGGUGGCGUUCCCAUGUCAAUCUGAGCCUGGCCCUUGCCCACCUAGACCUGCUGAGGAAGAACCUGGGCUCACCUCCCAAGCUCUGUUUCAGUCAUCUGCCACUGUCUUUCUUCUCCCUGGCUCGAUGUGGAACACUGGUAAAGUGGAAGAAUGUUCCGCAGCACAUCAGGAAACCUGAACUGACUCUUCCACAUCCCAAAUUUGCACCCCAUCCUGAUGAGAUACACAGGCUUAAGGACUCUAAUCAGGAAGCACAAAACACCAGUGAAGUUGAGUUGAACACUGCAGACAGUGAAGGUGAAGAUGACUCCACGGUUCAGUACACCCAUAAGGCUGAAAACAGUGAGCAGUUUUCAGCUGACAGAUCUCCUGCAGAUCAAACUGCCUCCCAACUACUGGACACACUCAACAAAGCCUCUGUGUACUUCCGCAGAGCCAUGGUGUUGGCACAUCGCUUGGGUCACUGGACAACUUUACAAUGGGUGUGUCAGACUCUGUGGGACCAGUCCAGUAUCCUGGCACAGAUGGUGGAGCAAACCCAUGGAGCUGAUGCCCACAGCAGACAACUGACAAUAGAGCAGCUGUAUACUGUGAUCACUCCUCUACUGGUGCUGGCCUCAGAUCUUCUCAUGGACAUGAUGGAGAGACUGAAGCUGUGGAAUGUUUAUGAUGUGGAAGAGGAUGAGCUGGAGGCAAGUCUGUACUUUUCUGCUCCAAUGGAUGAUGGUACAGUUGUAGAUCUUCGCUGGAUCCGAACUCUGGUGCUACACACACUAGAGCUUCUGUACUACCAGGCCAAGUGGGAAAGUCUUGCCCACCUCGCUCUGCUUUAUAACACAUACACACGGGAACGUUACUCUCACAUGGUAACACCGGUUUUGGUGCAUGCACAGAGGAGGCUGUUGGACAGGAUCAGCUAUUUUGGGGGCCCUCCUUCUCCCCAACCUCACUUCACCUACACUGAGAUAAUCACUGGAGAGAAGGUCAACUGCAGGAACUAUGCAGGUAUUCAGUUGCUGUCUUCCAGAGGACAGGUUUGGACAAGUGCGUUUCAACCAGAGCCCAAUGAAUUCCCAGAUGUGAAGAGAGCUUUGUGCCUGGUGUGUGUACCAUUGGAUGUGGAGGACACACUGUGCUGUUUUAGAGAGUCUCUGGAGAAAAGACGUCACACACUGCUGACCUUCCAGCACAGUCAAACUCUACUGCGUCUCCUACUGGCUGACACACAGCACCCAUAUGUUGAGGUGCCGUUCUGUAAGGAGACCAUCACUUUUCUGCAGGGAAAAGUGGAAUUCAGCUUGACAGCUAGCACCCCUCCAGGCAUUAGCCCUCCAGACCUAUCCACUGAAGACUACAGCACUCUGGGCUCCAUCUACAGCACCACCCUACCUCCAUCACAGAUCCAGAUGGUUCUCUCCUCCUACAGCAAUUCCAUUAAAUAUCUUCAAGCAAACAAGUACAACUCCCUGCAGGUGCUAGCCCUGCAUGACCUUGGAAACCUGCAUUUUUACAAUGGAAAUCGGAAGGCUGCACACUCUUUCUGGUGUAAGGCUCUGGACUGUGCUCUGCAGAGCUCUGGAGUUCUGGAGUCUUGGGAUGGUGACUCAUGGGGCGGCUUCUCCUCUCAGGAAACCCUGCGGAAUGCUGGGAUAUGGGGCUGUCUCCAGGGAGCUUUGCUUUCUGCCAAGAUCGCACAGCACAUCUUGAUUUCCAACAUCAAACAGCGCACAAAAUACUGUCUACUCUCUGCCACACUCUUCAAGUGCCUACUGAUGGCCUCUAUGCCCCAUCCGAUGACUGACUUGGCGUAUGCCACAUAUUCUGUGGAGACAGAGCUGAUCCCAGGUGUCGACCUCUUCUCUGAGCCAGAUCGAGGAAAUCUGGGCACAACCGUUGCCAGUUUGUCUUUUCUCUGCCACUGGCUCUAUACAUCAGGUCACGUUCUCAAGGCUCUUCCAAUGCUAGCUCUCUACCUGUAUAUUGCUAGAACUGUGUGUCAUGAUACACGCCUCACUGUCACAUGCAGAAUACUGAAGGUAAAGGUCUUGACAGAGUUGGGGGACAUAACUCAGGCAGUUAAAGAGCUCAACAGUCUCACAUUUGGCAAGGAAAUUCCCCUGCCUCAUGUCUGCUACCACAAAGCAGAGAAGCCUUCUUGGACAAGGAAAACAUUCAUUCAAGGGAAGCCUCUGCUGGAUCCGUCUAACCUUCAGGUUCUUGAGGAUGUGGUCAAUAGGAGUCCAAAUGGAGAUAUUAUGAGUCUUUAUGGCUCAAGAUUGACCAGACGGCUUCUGAUGGCCAGAGUUCACCUCAUAUUGACUAUUUGUAAAACAAUACACGACUUGCCUGAGCCACUGACACCAGAGGUAUCCGAGACUGAGGAGAAAAGCUCUACUCUGAAGAGAUGUUCUAGCACUCUCUGUGUACCUGAUGCCCCCACCACUGAGGAGUCUCACUGCACCACACCCAACAAGAGCAAGAAGCCCAAGGGUCUCCAGCUACAUGCAGAGAAGGAUAAACUCACAUUAGCAAGAGUCAAGGCCAAGCUCCUUAAGGAGGCACAUGCUCUGGUUAGUCCUGAGCUCUUUCCCCUACAGCAGCUGUGCAAUAAUCCUGAAGAUCUAGAGGCGGCUGUGGAGAUCAGACUGUUGAUGUCCAAUAUCAACAUGCAGCAGGGCAGAGUGGCUGCCAGUGCAGACCUGGCAGUGUCUGCUAUGAGUCUACUCCAGAGCUCUCCUGUCUUUCAAAGUGAUUUCCAUCCACUGCCUCCUCCCAGACCACCCUCCUCUGUCCUCAGACGAUCCAGAGCCAAAUCUCUCCAGAUCAGCUCUCAGGUGGCAAAGUCUGUUGUAAGUCUCCAGACUGGAGAUGUUCCAGCAGAGGUGGAAGCCAGAGAACGCUUGGAUCCUAUCUUCUGGCUGCACUGUAGACUGGCUGUGGUUUGCUCCCUCGUAGGCCACAUCCCUGGAACCGCCAUUUAUUCUGGUGCAGACAGCAGUGUAGAGGCACUCAGGUUGCUAAAGGAGGGUUUGGCAGAGGCUGAGGCCUGGGGAGAUCCAGACACUAAAGCCCAGCUGCUCCUACAGGGUGUCCAACUUAACACAUACCGUGGCAGACCCAGAGAGGACAGUUCCUCCAUGCUACAGGAGAUUGUAAGCCUGUUGUCUGGGCGCAAUGCUCUCCCUCUGCACUCUCAAAUGGCUUUAGCUGAGGCUGCACUGCUGCUUAGUGAGCUUAGAGGAACAGGAAGCCAGACCCUCCACCUGCUCACACAGAAACUUCUGCAGCAACAGCUCUGUGCCCUUGGGGAGUCUAUAUGUUUGAAAAAAGGUGGUGAGGUGCAGCUACUAUCUGAAGGCCUGAAGAAUAUUUAUCUUCCACAGCUUCCCUUACUGGCUAAGACAACCAUGCGCAUGGGUCAGUCUUUGGCUCUGCAGGCUCUGUCGAGUUCCUUAGAUGGAGGCGAAGAGCCCUGGAGACCCUUGGUAUCUGCUCAAGAUGUUCUGCAGUCGGCUUUCAGUAUCUCUCAGUCUUCUGCCAAAAGAGACCUCCAGCUAGAGGCUGAUAUCCUCUACUGCACAGGAAAAGUAGGUCUACGGCUCAUUUCCAUGCAAAAAUCAGAUCCCCAGAAAGUCAUAGAGGCCCUAUUGGAGUGCAUUUUAUUUAACCACACUCACUGUCACAACCUACUGCUUAUACAUAGUUGCUACUUGAAAAUAGCAUUGAUCUACUUGCAAAAGUGGGAGCAGAGUGACCCGCCCCCUGCACAUCUGACUUCUCCCCCCUCACCAAAACCUGACAAAACCAGCAAGGAAACAGUUGGAGAUAUCUACCUACUGCUCUUCUGGGUUUGUUUGAGGGGAGCUUUAAAGACGUCAGAGGCUAUUGGCAAAUGUGUCUAUUUGCAUGGAUUCUCUGAAGUCACUGAAGGCUACUUGCCUCCUUCUUCAAUUAAAGCCCUGCCUGACUUUGCAUUGAAUGAUCUCUUUCACCCCUGUGGUGGGCUGGAAAACCCUGGAAAUUGUAUCCCCAGUCCUGAAACAUUAAUGGAUACUGAGUUGAAUGGCAGGAAAUGCUCUCAGCUGACCUGGACUCAUAUGUCUCGGUACUAUGUGCACUUAGUCAACCUGCUACAGGUCUCCUCACAUCCAGGAGCAGUGCAGGGUGUUGAUGGGCUGCUGUCGGUGGCCAGUGAUCCCAAACUUGCUCUCAGACUCUCACAGUUGCACACCUUCUUCAGUGGUCAUCUGCCAUCUUACAGAGAGCAGUGGGCCAUUCCUGAUCCCCCUGCUGCUCUGAUACGGGAGCCUCAGCUUGUACUGGCAUCUUUACGCCAGGACAGUGAGCCUGUGUCAGAUCUGUACCCCUGGGCCAGCAUUGACAUCCAGGAACUGUGCAUCCAGUGGUUUAGACCCACCUUAGUAGACAACAUGAUUGUGCUUGUCUUUGCUGUGAACAAUGCUCCUCUAUCAGUUUUGAGCACUAGUGCAGAGGCAGUCCUACAAGCUGGACAAAGAGCAAUUUGUUUGGACAGGCUGAAUGCUGUUCAUGCCCAGCUGAGCUCAACAUGUGUAGAGGUUGAUGGUCCUGCUUCAUCCUCCACCAGCUCAGCCUCCUCCUUCAGCCCACAGAAAGAUCAGCAGAACAGAACGGAAACGUCCACCCCUCAAAAACAGCAGAUUUUGGAGAAGGCCAAAUGUGUCUGCACUGAGAUCAGGAAUUUACUGAAGCCUGAUUUAAACACAGCACCCAUCACAGAGUUGCCCUUUGACCCAAGCUUGCAGACCCUUUGUGACCUGGAACGCUGCUUUAAUCAUGCAACAGGGAGCACACUGCAAGACAAAGCCCUCAUCACCUGGCUCCUAUCUCUUCUGAAUUAAAUACCCACAACCCUGCAUUUGCACUGGAUUUAUGAGACCUAUAAAACCCAAAAAAUGCACUUAACUCUUUAAGCGCCAUGACAUAAACAUUCAAUACAUAUAUCUUCACCAAAUAAACACUGAGGUUUUGACAGUAUGCUAUAAAACAUAUUUUGUUUUAGUUAGCAACAA